Messenger RNA from Caenorhabditis bovis, 249 nucleotides. The record is from the annotation of a GenBank genome assembly. Lineage: Eukaryota; Metazoa; Nematoda; Chromadorea; Rhabditida; Rhabditidae.
AUGGAUCGAUUGCGACGAAAAGCUGACGAGGAGAGGCGAAAAUACGAGGAGAUGAUGAGAAGGGCGAAAAUCUACGAUCACGAGAUGCACGAGAAGGAAGCCGCGUUCAAAAAGGAAGAAGCUGAAAGAAAUGCGGCGUUGACGUACCACCAAACGCUGGGUCCCAAAAAGUUCCGUGUGCUUCAGGAGAACCCGAUGCGCAGCAUCUCGGAAACGACUCUCGAUGGUCCGACGACGAGACCAUUUUAA